Molecule: messenger RNA, 748 nt
Organism: Rhinichthys klamathensis goyatoka
Lineage: Eukaryota; Metazoa; Chordata; Actinopteri; Cypriniformes; Leuciscidae
Gene: eef1e1
Product: eukaryotic translation elongation factor 1 epsilon 1
Exons: 4
Coding region: 25-546 (173 amino acids)
Biological process (GO): positive regulation of DNA damage response, signal transduction by p53 class mediator
Cellular component (GO): cytoplasm; aminoacyl-tRNA synthetase multienzyme complex; nucleus
Source: RefSeq, a predicted model, not a curated record
AGAUUGGUUUCCGGUGUAAUCAAGAUGGCGCUUCGGGAGCUGAGCUCGCUCGAGAGAUUUCUAGGAUUAAAAAAGCCAAAUAAAUACAGCACGCAGGGAGGCAAAAAGGUCCCUGUUCUCCAAAACAACAACGGACCGGCAUUGAUUGGUCUGGUCACUAUAGCAUCCCAUCUGGUCCAUGAGGCCAAGAGAGCUGAGCUGCUAGGAGACAGCGCUGAACAGAGAGCCGUGGUCCAGCAAUGGAUCGAACACAGAAUAACACGACUAGACAACUGUUCUAAAGAAGAGGUCAAAGUUAUAUUGAAGGAACUUAACCAAUACCUGGAGGAUAAAGUUUACCUGGCUGGGAACAUCUUCACCCUGGCAGACAUCCUCAUGUAUUACGGCAUUCACCACAUUGUUGUGGAAUUGUCUAUACUGGAGAAAGAGCAUUAUCUGAAUGUCACCAGGUGGUUUGAUCACAUCCAGCACUAUCCAGGCAUACGACACCAUUUGCCUCCUGUGGUGGUUCUGAGGAACAGAGUUUACCCGAGUGGUCACCACUGAAAGUUUUGAUAACUGGGAUGUCAAAUAAGCAAGACCUUAAGGUCACCGUAUCAAAGCUCAACUAACACACAGAGCUGUCCCUUUGCGUUUUACUCCACAAUCCCGACGAUAACCCAAACAGCCAGGACAAGUAAAGCUGGUCUUUUUUGUUUUGUGUUUUUUGCAAGCUGGUUCAUGGCCACUAGUCAUGUUUUUUUAUAUG